Messenger RNA from Leishmania major strain Friedlin, 1191 nucleotides. RefSeq lists its product as hypothetical. The record is from RefSeq and is a predicted model, not a curated record. Lineage: Eukaryota; Euglenozoa; Kinetoplastea; Trypanosomatida; Trypanosomatidae. The transcript has a single exon. Bases 1 to 1191 code for a protein of 396 amino acids.
AUGGUGGUGCUCCUGCUUCCCGCGACGUGCUUCAGCGCGUCACUCGCCGCGAAGGCGGUGGACGAUCAUCCUGUCACGGUGCAUGAGGACGCGCACGCUCGGUCAGCACGGUUGGCGAGCGCAGCGGUAAAGGCGGCGUUGGAUGUGAAGGAAUCGAACGCGCAUGUGCUGCGUAGACAGAUGGUGCGCGAGAUGAACAAACAGAAGUGGUACCUCCUCGACGGCGAUCAGCUGAUCCCUAGAGACGGCAAGAAGAUCGCACACCCGCCCCCGCCGUGCGAAGCGCCGCUCACGGAGGCCCAUGAGGAAACCCUUGAGUGCGUGUCGUCAUCGCCACGAGCAGCACAGACCCGCGUCCACCCGGGUCUGUAUUCAACACCGGCUGGUGACCAUCACCGUGACCACGCCACUGCCCAUGCGCCACAGAACGCGGCUCUCGUGAAGAAGCGUCAGUGUCGUACCGAACGCCGCGCACCGGUCACCUCCUCGCACCGGAAGCACAAGGCAAUGGCAGACGGAGCCGUUGGCAGUGCGGCUGCAACAUACGCUGACGCGGAGACGCCCCGCAUCCCUCUUGACUCCCUCCGUCUUGUGAUUCGCUUUGAGGAGGAGGCUGCCGCCGAGGACAAUGUCGAAGUCCACGAGCACGGCGUCGGCAAGCAUGCCUCGCGGCAGCGUAGCGCACCACAUCAUAGCCGGCGGUCGCAGGAGCAUUCGGCUCAUGGUCACAGUAGAGGCCGCGUGCACCGGCGCAUGCGCGCUGGCAGCAGCCAUGUGCACCGCGGUCAUGGUGCCUCGGUGCUCCUAAGACAGCCAGAACAGGGUGUGCGCAGCCUAGCCGCGGCACCGCAGCCGGUCAUUGAAGUAGCGGAUGCGGAGCACAACGCCAUCGAGCGUCGCAGCGAUGGCGGCGCCGCGGCGGCGCUCGUGUCCGCUGAUGCCACGAGCGUCACAUCUACGACGCUGUCGGAAGAAGAUCUGUGGCAUCGCUGCCUCGUGGCUAACAGCCGGGACUCGAAGGCGGCUCUCAUGAAAGCGCUGCAGGAGGGCAGGUUGCGCGAAGACUGCCUGAUCGUAGCCGCCGAGGUAGGCAACGACAUCCCGAGUAACGAAAACAGCGCGAAGGGCGCUGUGGCGAUGAUGUCACUGUUUGUGUCGACCCUCUUUGGUGCUUUUCUCUUCGCCUUCUGA